Teleopsis dalmanni is the source of this 4155-nucleotide messenger RNA. RefSeq lists its product as uncharacterized. The transcript has 4 exons. Gene Ontology annotation, biological process: tRNA methylation. The record is from RefSeq and is a predicted model, not a curated record. Bases 334 to 3780 code for a protein of 1148 amino acids. Gene Ontology annotation, cellular component: cytosol. Lineage: Eukaryota; Metazoa; Arthropoda; Insecta; Diptera; Diopsidae.
AUAAAAACAACAAAUGUCGUGUUUCAUUAUUCGUUAGUGUUCAAAAUAAAGCGAUUUAAUUUUAUUUUAGUUUAUAUUAACUAAACUAUUCUCACAAACUGAUAUUUUAAAAAACAACGUUGUAUAUACUUUGAUACAUACAAUCGCCAUCGCUUCGACAGUUUACUUAAUGUUAUCAAAUUGUUUGCGUAUUUUUGCCCACUGUUACUUUGACAUUUGAGCAACAACAACAAACAUCACAACAAUUGCACGCGACCACAAUGUAAAGAAUCAACCGCUUCGCAAAAUAAUAAAAAUGUUUUGUAUUUUCAAUAAAAAAUAAAAUAUAUAAAUAUGACAAUUUUGGAUGAAUUAAAUUCGCUGCCAAAGGAGUUGACUGAGAAAAAUAAGAACUUUAUACAGCAACUGCCGAAUCUUCCCAAGAAUAAAACUGAAGCUGAGAAUGUAUUACAGCAACUUGCGCAGCUGAUAAAAAAUGCAACCAGUGAAGGCACCACAGAUUUGCAACCAGUCAAUCAAGUGUUGUUAAAUUUGGCUUAUCGUGCCUAUUACCAGUUGCAGCAAAAGUUUGAUCUGCAGGAUGAACAUUUCGAACAGGUGGGAGAUCUACUAAAGCAAGAGAAUGGAUUCAAUUUACUAUAUGCAAUAUUGUUGACUGAUAAAGCCAAAUGCCUAAAUGCAGAGGAAUUGCGAGAUGUUAGUCUUGCUGCGCUGUCAACAGCAGUGGAACACAAUUCAUGCGCGAUUUUGUCAAUAUUAAAAGCUUUAAAUUUACUUUGUAAGAAAUUUCCACAACUGAAUUUGGAGUUGCCAUUGGAGCAUGCCUACUGCUGUUUGCAACAGCCGCAAAGUGGUUUGCGAGAGGAAAUAAUUUUAUUGCUAAAUUUUGGUUGCAAGCAACUGAGCGUAGCAACGAAGUACUUUGUGUUGAUUACAGAAUUCUGGCCAUGGACAAGUCGUUACAAGCUUUACAUUUUAAGUUGCAUAUUGAAUUCGCAUUGCUUGCAUGAUUUAUUGAGUAAGGAGCAGAGAAGCGACUUUUUCGAGGGUAUACGUUUGAGCUUGAGAUAUAAAAAUUUAUUGGCUGCCAGUCAAUAUGUGGUGAAAAGUUUGAGUAAACAAAAUUCCACAGAACUAAUUGACCUUUGUGUGAAUAUUCUAGUAACUGGUAACAUUAAGGAAUUGCAAAAUUUUUAUGGCCAAUGGUUUGGACGCAUCACACAAAAGCAAAAUAUUUUUAAUUUGUUGCAACAAAAGACCGAAAUCGCUGGUGUGCUGGAUAAUUGGGACAGCAUCGAGGAUGAAGCUGAAAAUUAUCGUCUAGUACUUAUUUUCAGCAUGUUUGCUAGGCAAAUUUUCGACACAUCCAAGCUGCAUUUCUUCAAAAUAAGUACCGUGUUGAUCACAAACUGUUUUCAGUUCCACACGGAAACUCAAAUUUUAAUCUAUAAAGUCAUUGUAGACAAUAUUGAUAACUUUGCCAUUGAGGACUGCCUAGAAUUUAUUAUUGCAUUUAUAAAUCAUCAUAAGGGUAUACAGAAUGCACAGUUCCGUAAUAAUAUUUUGGACAAGAUACCGAACAUCAUCAAUUACGUAGCCAAAACAUAUAACAAGUUGGCGGCUGAGAGUGGAAGUUCUUUAGAGGCGAGCAUCAUAGCUUUCUUUCAGCAAUUACAGUACAUAAUUGAAGAUAACAUUGUCAGCGUUCUUUAUCAACCAAAGAUAUUCUCGCUUAAGCUAUUGGAGCAGUUACUGAAGUCACUUUACGCACAAACUAUCGAGAAAAAUUCAAAAAACUGUUGUAUAGCUCACAAUCAAAAAUUGGGUGCAUUUCUGGUGGAACAAAAGGCUUUUAAUGAAAGGGAUGUAGUUAUGAAGCUUUUGGAUUUGCUUAAUGAUCCUUUUGGUUUUGAUGAUGUAUUGGAAUUGAUAGUCUCACUGCUUCGUGAACUGAACUAUAUCGAUUCAUAUGCUUUUGAUAUCUGCAAGGACUACGCACGUCGCAUCGUUGUGGAAGAGUGUGUGCUAACGACAUUCUACACAAAAGUAGCCGUACAAUGCAUGAGCAGUGAGGAACACAAAUCAGAUGCUUGUGAAUUGUACAAUAGUGCACUCCAUAGCCUUAAGUGGGAGUUCGCACAGUUCAAGUUGGAUCCAUUUUUGACGUUGAAUACCAGAUGCCAUUUGUUUGGUUAUGUGAAUAUAUUGAAUGAAAUUUUAUUUCAUCAAAAGAGCUUGAACACCGUCAAUCAUUGGGAAGAACUCAUCCUAUUGCACAACAUUUCUAAUGAAUUAUUGAAGUACUUAAAUUUAACCAAACUUUCUGGUGUAGAGGACGAGGAACAGAUUAAUACUGCAGCAAGCUUUCAGGAUAUGGAUGAAAGUCUCAAUUUAUUAAUAGAGAGAAGUGCGUAUGAAACAAAAUGUGCAGAGAAGAGUCGCAUAUUUUUGCUAAUGUCCUUUUGGCUCACAUUUAAGGCAUGUUGUGACUUAGCUACCACCAUUGGCUGUUUAUUGGUGCCCACUAGUGUUCAGUGUGCAACAGAUUUAAGUAGCUUAGAGUUAUGUCUUAAAAUCAACACAACUGUGCUAAGACGCUGUCGACAUAAAGGCGCAAUUGAAGCAGCCGGACUAAGUAUUGGUAAACUAAGCAAAUGCAUUACGAAACAGAUGGCACCCAAUAGUAGUGCUUACAAAUUAUUGCAUGAUUGCAUAGAAUUGCUCUUCUUUGAUGAACAACAGGUCAGCAAUACACGCCGUGGAGCCGGUUUCUCCAUUAUGUUUCUACAUAUUGUAAAAAACGAAGUACCGCGCGGACGUCCUUUAUUAAAGGGAGCUAUUAACAAAAUACUGACUAUUCUAAACACAACUAGAACCGCUGAAGUCGUUGACUCAAAUUUCGAUCGUUUAGAGGCUUUAACACUGCACUAUCUUUGCGUUCUCCUCAGAGAUGCAGAGUUGCGUGAAGCCAUGACACAAUAUCAAAACGAAAUCGUAAUGUCCGCUAUAAAGUGCAUUGAUAAUCCGGAUUGGGUGAUUUGUAAUGCAGCACUACAAUUAUUUGGUGCACUAAUACCUAAAAUUGUGGGUCAAAAACAGAGUACGGAAUUUGAAACACCCAUGGCUUGGGAAUCAGCAGAAAUUACGCAUAAUGAUAUUAUUAGGAAGCUGCCACAAGCUUAUGCUUAUAUGUUACGUUAUUGUGCCAAAAGUGAUGUAUCUAUCAAUUCCACACGUUCUGUUAUACUCUUCUUAGAGUUCUUUGUCAAAGUUGAGCAUGUACUAAUGAACGAUCCCGACGAUAUCACGGCAUUGAUGGAGUUUCGGACUUCCAUGUGGACACUGUUGUCACAUAAUUAUGAGAAAGUACGUAAACUGGCCGCAAUUUGUUUGAUACGUGCCCACGAGUUUCGUUACGAGCUACCGCAUUUGCUGCUCAGUAUAGCUAGCAUUAUAUUUAAUAUUAAAAAUGAGAAUUUCUUUGAAGGUUUAAUAUUUACACUCAUUGAGGGUUUAGCAAAAAUUAACCAUGAGUCGCUCUACAUUACAACGGAAGUAGAGAAUAUGAAGUUUUUACAAAGUCUGCAAGCAGUCCUACUGGAGAAUUUCAAGUUGAAUAAUUUUAAGUGCUAUACGCUUUGUAAAUUAAUUGAUUUGUUAUUACUCGUAAACUUCGACAAGGAGUCCUUAAUAGUGACUGAGCUAGUAAAGCACAAAGUAAGCCAAAAUAGUGUGGGUUAUGAGGACUGGAUACAAAAAAUCGCACAGCUUGCCAAUUAAAAUAGAUGCCAAUUAAAUUAACGAAGACUAGUUAAUCUAGUUUUUUCUUGACACAAAUGUUUGAAAUAUACAUUUAAUAGAUUCCUAGUAUAAAUCAUAUAUUUAUUCAAACUGACUAAUCAGCUUUUAUUAAGGUAGCUGCAUUUCAAAAUCUUCUUACUAACCAUAAGUUAAUUUUUUUUAUAUUUAAUUUAAGUGUCUUUAUAAAUUUUUCAUGCAUUUUUGGGACUUAUAUCCCUUCACCAAGCGAACAUUUCACAUGUGAACAGAAAUUGCUAGUAUGUCUCUUUCGUCACCGAGAGUUUUAUACGGAGUAAAUGGAGUAGAAAAAUACGUUAGCGAAUGUACGCUCAUGAAAAACUAAGUUUUAAGUAA